This is a messenger RNA of Biomphalaria glabrata, 1071 nucleotides long. RefSeq lists its product as uncharacterized. The transcript is spliced from 8 exons. Bases 338 to 931 code for a protein of 197 amino acids. Lineage: Eukaryota; Metazoa; Mollusca; Gastropoda; Planorbidae. The record is from RefSeq and is a predicted model, not a curated record.
AUAACUGGAGGAACAACAACACAAAAAAUUCCCGAGCACGUGUUUUGUUUUAUUCUGUAGUUGAACGCUGACAAACUAAUCAUUUGUUAAGUAUUAAUUAAUCUGUCAAUGAUUAAUGCAUCUUUUUUUUUUCGUGUAGUAGAAGUGCGAUAGAAGUGACAGUAGUCGAAUCCGCAUUUGAGAUUUGACUUCGAUACUAAUUAAAGUUUUGUGAGAUGUAGAUCAAACAUGAAGAUGUAAGCUGGAUCUAUGGACACAAAAAUUGUGAAGUUAACUUUCAGUGAAGUGCUAUUUUCCCGAUUUUUGUUUGUCUGUUCGUGGAGAACGGCCUAGUUUUAUGCAUCUAGGAUUUACUAGCAGCCUGGCCUUCCUGGUCAACACAGUGACCAUUAUAUGCGGUCACCUAUGUCUUACAGAUCCACCGCAGAGACUGAAAACGGGCAAUAAAACAAUGGUGGACUGUUUUCAGAACUCCAACCCUCCUUGUGGUAAAGACUUCCCAUCCACUCCCUCAGACAAUCCAGUCACCCUCAGGCCAGGCAGUGAGUACGCUGUCCAUCUACACAUGCCAACAAGACAUUUUAACCCUAAUGUACAGGGCAGCUACGUCAUCAACAUACAGCUCUCCGGCUCACAGGAGUUCAUUGCAUUAGGAAAAUGGCCGGACGGUCCUGAAGAGUAUAAAAUUUUAACGGUCAAAAUUCCGAAACAGUCUGGUCAGCAUUUGCUGCAGGCCAUAUACCAACCUGCCGGGAGAGCCUACUACAGCUGUGCUGACGUUCAGGUGCUGGACGAGGUGACCGCAGACUCCAACCAACCCGCUCCGUUUUCUGCCAUGGGGAACAGUGCGACCACGACCACCAUUCAACGCCCUAUCAUUCCUCUAGUGACGCUCCUGUUUUCUUAUAACAGUUUUGUGUGUUGGAUUUGAUAACGCUGCCAUCUGUCAUGAAGUGUCCAGUUCUUAUGAGAUCAAAAAAAAAAGAUACCUUUAAACUACUUUGUAUCAACGCUAAAGCGAAUGUUAAAGCUUAUCUUUAGUUUCGUGACAUUAAAUACUUGAUAAAAUUA